CGCCGUUUCGAAGUUUCUAUAAAAGCGUAGAUAAGAAACCCUAGGGUUUCUCAUCAGCCUACUCUUUAGUUGCAGCUGCUUCCCUUUCCACAACCAGAAGUCCUUCAAAUUAACAAUAAUGACCAAGAGGACAAAGAAGGCUGGUAUUGUUGGGAAGUAUGGCACCCGGUAUGGUGCUAGUCUGCGUAAGCAGAUUAAGAAGAUGGAGGUUAGUCAGCACAGCAAAUUUUUCUGCGAAUUCUGUGGGAAGUAUGCUGUGAAGAGGAAGGCUGUGGGAAUUUGGGGCUGCAAGGACUGUGGAAAAGUCAAGGCAGGCGGUGCCUACACUUUGAACACUGCCAGUGCUGUAACUGUGAGGAGCACAAUUAGAAGGCUGAGGGAACAAACCGAGAGUUAAGCUGCCAUCACCUGGCCUACAAAUUCUGUCUUUAGGAUACAUCCGCACCAUUGUCUUAGCAAUAGACUACUUGGAAUGUUCUGAAGUUGAUCUAUAUUCUGGAUGAGUGAUAUUCAUUUUAGUGUACUGUGAUUUUGGUCAUAUUUGAUGGCAUUUUAACCAUUUGCUAUUUAGUUCAUCAUUAAUCCCUCCUCUCUUGCUUAUGAGACAUCAAUGUGUCUAAAUGGAAACUGCCAUCUGUGGGAAAAUUUCAACUUUUUAGUUGGCAGCAGCUUUCUAUUUUACCAUUCUAUGAAAGAAUUGAAAAUUUUAAGGGAAA
Messenger RNA from Manihot esculenta (cassava), 716 nucleotides. Its product is annotated as 60S ribosomal protein L37a. The coding region runs from base 119 to 397 and encodes 92 amino acids. Gene Ontology annotation, cellular component: ribosome. Gene Ontology annotation, biological process: translation. The record is from RefSeq and is a predicted model, not a curated record. NCBI's taxonomy places the organism in Eukaryota, Viridiplantae, Streptophyta, Magnoliopsida, Malpighiales, Euphorbiaceae. The transcript is spliced from 5 exons. Gene Ontology annotation, molecular function: structural constituent of ribosome.